Diaporthe amygdali is the source of this 984-nucleotide messenger RNA. RefSeq lists its product as uncharacterized. Lineage: Eukaryota; Fungi; Ascomycota; Sordariomycetes; Diaporthales; Diaporthaceae. The record is from RefSeq and is a predicted model, not a curated record. The transcript is spliced from 3 exons. Gene Ontology annotation, biological process: mitochondrial translational initiation; translation. Gene Ontology annotation, cellular component: mitochondrial small ribosomal subunit; ribosome. Gene Ontology annotation, molecular function: structural constituent of ribosome. Bases 1 to 984 code for a protein of 327 amino acids.
AUGGUCCGUCCCGCCUCUGUGUGUGUGAACAUCACCACCUUAGUCCAGCUCGCCCUCGUCACCGUCCCACCUCGACCUCGACCUGUGAGCGUGCCAGGGACGAAGCAUUGUCGUGGCCAAUUUGGUCGCAACCUCAAACCUGCCAUCGACACAGACCUGGAGAUGGAGCUCCGACCAGUACAGGCCGUCCUUCUCGCUGGCCGAUCGGCCUCGAGAAGGGCAAUUGCGACACCAUCAACACUAUCUUAUCCCCUUGCGUUCUCCCUAUACCGAUCCGUCUCCUCGACCCGACCCUCUCUCUCAGAAGCAGAAGCCACUGCGCCUGCUCCCACUCCCUCACUGUCCGAGACCAAUCGACAGCACCAGCAGCAACACCAGCAGCAAUCGUCGCAGCAACCACGGGCGAGUCUGUCGCCCAAUCCAGCCAGCAAGAACAGAAAGCCCGCAGCGGCUGGCUUGUCGUCCCUCCUCACACCCAACAAUUCCACAGCGGCAGCACCACCACCGUCAUCAUCGACAACCCCACCGCCCACCUCCAAGGACAGCCUCCUCACCCCCUGGGCGACGCCCAGCUCGCCGGGCCUGCGCCGCUCCCAGGCCAACCGCACCAUCAACCCAUCCGAUAAAUACGGCAUCCUCGAGACCCUGCAGGAAAUGAACCUCGUGGCCCCCAACAUGGACGACCUGCUCAACAACACGGCCCUGCAGAACGAGUCCGCCGCCGACAUCAAGUACCGCCUGCGGCCCUCGGUCGGCCGCACCGUCCACCUCGACUCCAGGGUCGACCUGGCCCGCGGCCUCAACAUGCUCAACUUCCACGUGCGCAGGAACAAGGUCGUCCAGGACCUCGCCCGCCAGCGCUUCCACGAGCGGCCGGGGCUCAAGCGCAAGAGGCUCCGCAGCGAGCGCUGGAGGGCCCGCUUCAAGGACGGGUUCAAGGCUACCUGUAAGCGGGUGACGGAGCUUGCGAGGCAGGGGUGGUGA